Messenger RNA from Saccharomycopsis crataegensis, 417 nucleotides. RefSeq lists its product as uncharacterized. The transcript has a single exon. The record is from RefSeq and is a predicted model, not a curated record. NCBI's taxonomy places the organism in Eukaryota, Fungi, Ascomycota, Saccharomycetes, Ascoideales, Saccharomycopsidaceae. Bases 1 to 417 code for a protein of 138 amino acids.
AUGGAUAAAUCCGAGAAACUCCAAGUUAUCGAGCCCUUGGAAACCCAAGAUUUUCUUGAGAUCGCGUUAGUGGAAAGAAAGAAAGAAAGAAAGAUCAAAAAAGGGGGUUCAAGCUUUGCAAGUGGGUGUGAUUUGGGAAAUAUGUUAUCGACGAUGGAGCACCGGGCCAAUUACGAAGUUUGUAACUUUGCGGGGUGUUUGGACCGACGGGAAUGGCAAUCAAUGGCACUAGAAAUCCCCUACCCCACAAAUAAUUUCUUAAGCCCCGGAGAAAUUAAUUCAAAGGCGGUUUCCAAGGUUCUGGGCCCAUUCUCGGUGAUUUCUAACGUCUCCCAGAAAUCACACCCUGGGAAACAUUGGAGGUGUUUGGGUUCGAUAUUGUUACUGAUCAAGUACAUUUUGUGCCAAUGUGACUAG